AUGUCUGUUUCGGCAGGAGACGUAAUACGGAUCGCUGGCCUUGCGUGGGAAAUAUACCGCUUGGGAUGGGGAGAAGAGUUCGAUGCAAGCCAGCAAUAUCAAGAAUUCGGGAGUGACAUCAAGAGCCUUGCCGAGAACUUGAAUAACAUAGCCAGAGUCGUCGAGAAUGCCAGAGCAACAUGGGCGCAAGAGUCUCUUCGAUUUGCAAGAUCUCGAGGACCCCUUCAGCAGAGAGACUGGGACUUAUCGUCCUUGAACGAAAUCAUCGGAGAUUAUCAGAAAACGCUGAUCGAAUGUAGAAAACUUCUGGAGGAAAAUUAUGAAUUCAGAAAAAGCCGAAAUUUUGCUUACAACUUCGAGUGGAAUCUUGUGAUCCAGCCGAAAGUAGAUGGACUUCGCAGACGGUUGGAAUCGCACAAUGCGAAGAUUGCUAUCCUGCUGAAGCCUUUGGAGUUGAACCUCUUAUCCGAAAUCCAUCGAGAUCUGGCGGAUCGAAUAGACGCGGUUCACAGAAGCAUCCUGCACCUUCAGGGUCUACUGAUACCAGAUGUUGAACAAGCUCUCUAUGAACAGGCGAGGAGUACAGGUGCCAUUGUUUUGGUGGUUCCGUUGGAAAUUGAAAGGAAGUUUCAGCUCAGUGCAGAAAGAAUUCAUCCAGAAAUGAGGUUCCCAGGACAAUUUCCUCUCAAAGCCGGAGCAGAUGCCUUUAUAGCGCAUUUCAGAGAAAGCACGAGAAACUUCACGGCAGGAAAUUUCCUCAAUGAGCGCACACCACUUCCCAAGCAAUAUCUGGCUCUCCUCAAAUGUAUCUGGAUCAUCAGGAGCCUCCUUCAAAGCAGCCGAAUAAGAGAAGUUCCUCAAGAUUCUCAAUGGCCAGGCUAUAUCCGGCAGUUGAAUGAAGACGUGUCAGUAGAAUCCCAGCGAUUCACUGCUCCAUCCGCUCAAAGGCUUAUCGCGCCAAAUUUGAAUGUCCUAGUGCAAGACGAUGAAUACAGCAUCUGGCCGGCAGAAAACAUCGCUGAGCAUAUAUCACCUCAUUCUGAGGUUUUUCUAGAGGAAGUAAUGAAGAUUCAGUUGCCAGCACCAUCACAAUCUCUUCAACGAGAGAUGACAGUCUACCGACUAGAACAAUCGAAAUUCCGGUUGGUCGAGUCCAUAGAAGAAAGAGGCAACCAAGGCGCACGGCGACAAGAGUUCAAAAUGGACAUUGAUCUGAAGACCGUCAAUUUGACGCCGCUGUACGCCACACCUAGCUCUCGGCAGAAAUCACUGGAGGUGCUUAUAAAUUCGCCAAGUACACAGAUCCAACCAACUUUCCAAGACAUAAAACAAACUUUACGGUUCCAGCAUCUUCUCACCGGCUAUAAGGUGUACGAAAGAUACGACCAGGCUAUGGUCACGGUCUCAUUCUUCGUGUCUGAUCAGAAAGCGCCGAUAGUUGAACAUGGAAGGCUCCAGUUGUGGUUACCGCAGCCAUAUGGCUCUGGUACCUCGUCAUCAACAACUUCCGUUGCGCCAAGCACAGCUCAAACUCCCGCCAACAUGAGCCAGACGACCUUGAACACUGCUAUGGGUUCUAUGUCAUUGGGUAACAGGCCCGGGGACAGAUCGCCUCUGAGUCCGCAAGCACCCAGCAGAGGUCCUAGUCCGUUUGAGAGACGACCAAACGAUACAGGCAGAGGACCUAGUCCAUUUGAUAGAAGACCAAGCGACACAAGCAGCCGAUCGGCUACUCCGUCACAGGAAAAUGUAGGUUCAAGUCGAUAUAGCAUACGCUCUUUCUCGACUCGAAACCGAAACCGUACGCCAAGCGUAAUGACAAGUAUGACGAAUUCAAGCUCAAUGUCGCGAAGUACCGUUUCUUCGAUCACGACAGUGAGCACAGGUACAGGCAAAGCACACCUGCAUCACAAGCCAUCGAAGCCAUUGCUAGUGAUCUUCUUGAAGAGCCAAGAUUCUUCUGCAAAACUUGCGCUCGCUGCGAUUCAAAUCGAUGACAAGACUGAGGUCAAACGAGAAAGAUGUCAGUGUCGGACAUCAAAUAGCAAAUGCAGAAUUUCGUGCAUCGAAAGAUCUGAUGGUUUCUUGCAUGCUCAGCGGUGGGAUGCUGACCAAGGACUUAUGAGCUGGAAUCUAGCUCAGGUAGGAACAGAACAGAGGAAAGAUCUGCCGGCAAAUGCUUGGAACAAUGUGAAGCGUGUAUCAAUGAGCUUUGAUUGCUUGGAAGACAGGUACAAAUUCAGCGGAAGUCCAUGUUCUUGCAAGCCAAAGAUGGCCCAUGAUCAGGCAAGAUGUAUCCUCGAAGGACAUCAUGGCAUCUUUGGUGUUGUUAAACAAAUAGGAAGCCAAAGGUUGAAAAACUAUCACGAUCAGCGCGAUCAAUCCACGUCGAGGAACAUGGUCCUUGGAUCUUUGCCUGAAGACGAGCAAGACAACAUACCAACUGGUUCAAAUUAUCGAUAG
Molecule: messenger RNA, 2463 nt
Organism: Glarea lozoyensis ATCC 20868
Lineage: Eukaryota; Fungi; Ascomycota; Leotiomycetes; Helotiales; Helotiaceae
Exons: 3
Coding region: 1-2463 (820 amino acids)
Source: RefSeq, a predicted model, not a curated record